Messenger RNA from Closterium sp. Naga37s-1, 3204 nucleotides. The record is from the annotation of a GenBank genome assembly. Lineage: Eukaryota; Viridiplantae; Streptophyta; Zygnematophyceae; Desmidiales; Closteriaceae.
AUGAUAGCAUUCGCCAUGGGCCCGCUCUCGAGCCGCCUUCAAACCCUCUGCUUAGCUAACGCCACCGCCGCAAUUUCCCGCCUCUCUCUCCGUGUCGUUUGGCUAAAAGACGAGGGGAUGCUCUACGUGCCGCCCAGCGAGAUUCUUUUGGGCGGCGGAGGGGGAGCGAGCGGGGGAAGCGCAGGGGGAGGGAGCGGGCGGUCAAGGGGAAAAUUCGCAUGGGGAAGGAGAGAGGCGAAGAGGGGGGCGGGAGGGGAAGCGACCAUGGAGGGGGAGAGAAGGGGAAGCGGGGCGAAAGGGGGCGGACGGGGGGGCGGGCCGGUUGUGAUUGAUACGGGGGGAGCGCUGUCGCCCGUUACAGCCACGAGAGCGUUUCUCGCGCACCCGUUUGUGCCCAAGACGGUACGGUUGAAGGGCGUUAAGGCAAUCAUGAGCACUUGCAUCUCUCUCCACGCCCACAUUGCCCCUGCGCUCCCUCUUCCUCUUCAACCUUUCCCCCCCCGUGUUCCCGCCUCCCUCCUACAUUCUCCUCCGCGUCCUGCGCACCUCUUCCUCCCCCACCCCCCUCCUCCCUCCUCCCCCCACAUUUCCCCCGCAUCCUCCCCGCAUCCUCCCCGCAUCCUCCCCGCAUCCUCUCUGGGGCGCAAUGGGAGGUCGCCAUCCCUCCCUCCCCCUCGCCGCCACACUGCCACCCCCUGCAUUUUCCCUCCUCUCUUCCCCCCCUCGCAACACCCCCGCCCCCCCUUUCUUCCUUCCGCCUCUACCGCACCAAAUGCGCUUUGGGCAAUGCGCUUUGGGCAGUGCGGGCGCAGCAGCGCAGUUCUCGACCCCUCUGAAGCGGGGCGACUCGCAGCGCUGGACCCAUCUGAAGCGGGGCGACUGUCCCUGGUCUGGACGUGUGGGUACCCCCAUCCCUCCAUUAGCCCUCAGUUCCGUGCUUCCACCUCCCUGCAUUUCCCCCCCACCACGCCAGAUGCGCUUUGGGCAAUGCGCUUUGGGCAGUGCGGGCGCAGCAGCGCAGCGCUGGACCCCUCUGAAGCGGAGCGGCUGACUCUGGACGUGUGGGUGUCCGUGAGAGCGCUCAACCGCACCAACUUCGAGAAGGUGGUGGGGUGUCUAGUCUUGGAGGAGUUCCACCGCUGCUACGCUCGCCUGCAGCCAUCAGAGGCAGUGAGAGGCAUUGUGGAGUCCACCAAUCUUAACAUGACACUUGUCACCCAGAGCACUGCCGUCUUUGUUGAUCCGCCCUCCGACCAAUCAUCCUGCUCCGGCUGCCCGCCGGGCAGGCAAAUUUCCGACUGCGCUGCCCGGAGCAUCGCGAUGGAAAUUCUACGCCGCCCGUCAAUCGAACUCACCAUCGCUUCCCAAGACCCCUCCCAUCCCACCGCAAUCGCCGAUUUCUUCGACCCGAACCGUGCCCCUUUCAUGCCCCCAUCGGCCGAGUUUAGAGCGGCCAGAUGCACCGAACCUGCGAUAAAAAAGCUCAUGGCCACGCCGGGCCUGAUGGAUGCCAAGCCUGGUUCCCCUGCCGGACCCGGCAGGCCGAAGCUACCGGGCACGCCUGGUUCGGAGGGUCAAAUGGGUGGAGGAAAGGGUAUGGGAGGAGGAGGGAGUGGAGGGGGAGGAGGGGGAGGUGGGGGAGCGAAGGAGAGGCAGGGGUAUACAAAUGUGAGUGUGGAUGAGUUGGUGAAGGUGAUUGCGGUGGCGGCAGAAAGGGGAAAGGAGGCGAUUGGUGUGGUGGAGGAGGCGAGGAGAGUGAAUGCUGGGGUAGUGGAGAGAGCUAGGAGGGUGCUGAUCGCGUGCCAGCAACACGAGGUGAGAGGCGAAGGAGGAGGGGGAGUGAAGAGGAGGCACGAGUAUGCGAAUGUGAGUGUGGAUGCGUUAAUUAAGUUUGCUGAGCUAUUUCUUCUUGCCAACACCCAAGCCAUGUUGCACAUGCGCCCGUCACCACCAGCAGACUUCAUUCACCCCAUGCCCCUCCCUUUGCGCCUCCCUAUGCCCCUUCCUGCCCUCCCUUGCUCCCCUCUCCCUUCUCUCAUCCCAGUUCGCCGAGCUACUACUCCUCGCCAACACCCAGUCCAUGCUGCACAUGCGGCCAUCGCCAACACCCAAGCCAUGCUGCACAUGCGGCCAUCGCCAACAGCCAACUUCACUCAACCCAAGCCCCCCUUAUGCCCCUUCCCUGCCAUCCCUUUCCCCCCCUCUCUCUUCGCCGAGCUACUACUCCUGCCCAACACCCAAGUCAUGCUGCACAUGCGGCCAUCCCCCGCAGCGGGCUUCAUCCGCGCCCGUGCCCUUCCCUUGCCCUCCCUUCUAUCCCUUUUUGUUGUGCAGUUCGCCGAGCUACUACUCCUCGCCAACACCCAAGCCAUGCUGCACAUGCGCCCGUCACCAGCAGCAGACUUCAUCCGCGCCCGUGCUCUCGCCCGCAACCCCUCCUUCCGCAUGCUGCCUCCCGUCUGCCACGUACCCCCUGUCCCUCCCAUCCCUCAGCAACUCUUUGCGAAAUUCUUCGUGGUUGAACCAUCUCUGAAUUUAGCCUACUGCGGUCUCCCCAAGGUCGCCUGCACCAGUUGGCGCAUGUGGCUGCGAGCCAUGCUGCAUCUGCCCAAGCCAGAGGACCAUCUCCUCGCACACAGCUACGAGGCCAGCGGGCUGGGGGACCUCUCCCAGAAGUUCACCGAGAAAGAGGCGACGCGAGCGAUGACAAGAAGAGGGCUGUUCAAGUUCACGUUUGUGCGGAAUCCGUUUUCGAGGGUGGUUUCGACUUACCUGAACAAGCUGGUUGUGACUGAUGCCCCUGACAGGACCAAAGGAUGGGGGACGAGAGAGUUUUGGAACAAGGAACUAUUUGGAACCGUACAGCCCUUCUUUGACCUGCUUAAAGACCCAGCCACGCAGCUCGUAUCGUUCCACGACUUUAUGCGCUUAGUGGAGCACCUUAUAAGGGGGCAGAAAUCCCUAGAUCGACACAUAACCCCGCAAGUGGAUCUCUGCGCCUUGGACCACAUACAGUACGACUACGUGGGGCACUUCGAAAACUUGGAGGACGGGGUUCGUGUGGUAACCGCGCGUUACAACCACUCGAAUAUACACCUGUUUAAGUUUGGAAAAGAAGCACAUGCAACCGGAACAGAUCUCAAGCUUGCUCGGCUAUAUGAUGCGGAGACAGUCCGACGUGUCUCCAAGCUGCAGCCUGUCUAA